AUGAUGGCGAUCAUCGGAAUGUUCUUCCAGGACGGCUUGACUGGCUCCGCGUGGGGCGACUGGGCGCUCUACACGGGCUCUCCGCUGCGCGCGUUCGAGAGCGAGCUGGGCGUGCAAGCUCCCGUGGGCUUCUGGGACCCUGCUGGUCUCUCGAAGGACGGUGAUGCUGCGGCCUUCAAGCGCCGACGCUCCACGGAGAUAAAGCAUGGCCGCGUGUCGAUGCUGGCUACGAUGGGCUACAUUACGCCCGAGGUCGCUGGCAAGUUCCCAGGGUACCUCAGCCCGUCCAAGGGUCUCGCUUUCCAGGAUAUCCCGAACGGCCUGGCAGCCAUCUCCAAGGUGCCGUUCCUCGGGUGGCUUCAGAUCGUCAUCUACUGCCUCUACGUCGAGGCGUCUGGCCUCGGCUUCAACUACAUCGGCACUGAGCAGACGCCCGGCGACGUGGGCUGGAAGCCGCCCCUGCUCUCCGGCUUCGACGGCGAGGCGAAGACGAAGAAACUGAAUGCCGAGAUCGCCAACGGCAGGCUGGCAAUGAUGGCGAUCAUCGGGAUGUUUUUUCAGGACGGUCUCACUGGAAGUGCGUGGGGCGACUGGGCGCUGUAUACCGACUCCCCACUGCGCGCGUUCGAGAGCGAGCUGGGCGUGCAGGCCCCUUUCGGGUACUGGGAUCCAGCCGGGCUGACUAAGGACGGCGAUACGGAGGCGUUCAAGAGGCGCCGCGUCACCGAGAUCAAGCACGGGCGCGUAUCCAUGUGGGCGUGCAUGGGCUACAUCACCCCUGAGUACUUCAAGUGGCCUGGCUACUGCUCGCCGUCUAAGGGCCUCAAGUUCGCGGACAUCCCCAACGGUCUUGCAGCGCUGUCCAAGGUCCCCGGAGCGGGCUGGUGCCAGAUCUUCCUGUUCUGCGGCCUGCUCGAGAAGGGCCUGUUCGUGUACGACCCGUCGAGGGCCCCUGGCGACUACGAGAACGGCGGCGUCCUGGGCGUGCCCAACGGCAGCACACUGCCGGCCGGCGAGGCCAAGUCCCGCAAGCUGAACGCCGAGAUCGCGAACGGAAGGCUGGCGAUGAUGGCAAUCAUCGGCAUGUUUUAUCAGGAUGGCCUGACUGGGUCUGCGUGGGGUGACUGGGAGUUGUACACGGACUCGCCGCUGCGAUGA
Messenger RNA from Prorocentrum cordatum, 1158 nucleotides. The record is from the annotation of a GenBank genome assembly. NCBI's taxonomy places the organism in Eukaryota, Dinophyceae, Prorocentrales, Prorocentraceae.